Messenger RNA from Gloeophyllum trabeum ATCC 11539, 1149 nucleotides. RefSeq lists its product as uncharacterized. Bases 1 to 1149 code for a protein of 382 amino acids. Lineage: Eukaryota; Fungi; Basidiomycota; Agaricomycetes; Gloeophyllales; Gloeophyllaceae. The record is from RefSeq and is a predicted model, not a curated record. The transcript has 3 exons.
AUGUCAAGCAGUGUAUUACUAACGAUCGACGAUACGAAUCCUGACCUGCAUUAUUCGCCUGGGUGGUUCACUGCGGGUAAUGCGACCACGGAGUACAAUGGCACGACACAUGGGACAGUGACAUUUGGAUCCACGAUGACCUUCACCUUCGUAGGGUCAGCCAUCACGGUAUACGGCACAGUAGGCCCGACAAAGUCGACCAGCUCCUACAAUCUCGAUGACCUGCCUGCCUAUGUCCACUCCGCCCCAGAGCCACCGUCUCCUGUGUACAGACAGGUGUUCUACCAAUCCCCGGUGUUGCCAUUCGGGGAACAUAUGCUCAUUAUGCAGAAGACCACGCGGGAUAAUAGCUACCUAUGGCUCGAUUUUCUGGAAUACAACGCGACUGAGCCAUCCGCACCGAGUACUACGAGUGCUCCAGCUACCGUGCUCCCUUCCUCGACUUCCAUAACUGCUACACCCGUGACAACCGUGUCCACUGGUGUCAGCCGCGGUGCCAGAGCCGGUGCGGUAGCAGCUGCAGUCAUCGCCGCCGUCGCAGUGGUUGUUACGCUCCUGCUGUGCCUCGUCAUGGCUCGGCGCAGAAAGCGGGGCCGUACCGCUGCAGGACCCAAGCCCGAUAUGCUUAGCUCAGCGGAUGAAGAGAAGGCUCCUUAUCCUCUUCAACUCCCGGGCCCAGGUACAGGUUUAUGGAACGGCGUUCCGAUCAUACGGGCGCCGCGACCACCGCAGCGGCCGAGCGGCUUUCCCAGUGUACUGCCGUUAGCGCUGUCUCAACAGUCGCCUGGCGUAAGACGAACGUCGUUCACCGCCGGUCGCGAUCGUCCGUUACCCGACCCGCCUCGCAACGCGGUACAGGGAGAUGCUUCCGCGAGGCUUGCGCCAGCACGGUCUUUGCCUAUUCGCCCUCACUCGUCAGGAAGGCAGCUAGUUGUUGCUAAUGGCGCAGCUACGCCUAGUACUGUUCGCAGUUCUCGAAACUCGCAGGUGUCGCAGGUCAGUCUGCCGAACCCGCAUCAAGGUGAAGAGUGCCCUUCGUAUGAGGCAUCGCAGAUUGGGUCCUCACUGUAUGACGGCGGAAGCUUGCGCCUGGCAGGGGGACCUCCAGCGGAGGGUGUUGACGAAAAGAGUAGAGAAAGGCUGCAGUGA